Ictalurus furcatus (blue catfish) is the source of this 9548-nucleotide messenger RNA. It is a transcript of the gene ube3c, whose product is annotated as ubiquitin protein ligase E3C. Gene Ontology annotation, biological process: ubiquitin-dependent protein catabolic process; protein polyubiquitination. Bases 2385 to 5663 code for a protein of 1092 amino acids. The record is from RefSeq and is a predicted model, not a curated record. The transcript is spliced from 24 exons. Gene Ontology annotation, molecular function: protein binding; ubiquitin protein ligase activity. Lineage: Eukaryota; Metazoa; Chordata; Actinopteri; Siluriformes; Ictaluridae.
CGUCAACACGUUAAAAACCUGAACAGAAGUCACUAGCGAACUGGGAGUCAAGGUCCGAGUGCGUUAGCGCUGGCUAAGCUAACGAGCUCCUUUACGAAUUAAAAUAGCGGUACCUAAUAACUAUUGCUAAUAUAAGCGUUUUACCUUUUUUGCGAGAAAACGGCGGCAUAUUUUCUACCAUACAAACCAAAGUUGGGGUGAUAUAAGUGAUGUUGUGGCGCUCAUCACGCUGAGUCAUUAGCUAUCUAGCUUGCUAGCUAAACUAGAGAGCCGUGUGUCCAUCCUGUAUAAGUGCACUACCUAGGGGAUGAAGGCAUGGGAGUAUGCGCCCUAUCGAGUGCACUUGGUUUUCAGUAUCGCGCUGUAUUGGGAUGCGGCCUGUAGCUAGUGUUGGUUAUAUCCGUGUAGUUUUUCACUUUCUUUAUUCAUAUAUCUUGAUUCACCUCUGAUAUCUAAUAUCUUAUUUUCCCAACAUUUUAGUAAAUGGUUAUCUUUUUUAAAUUUGAUUUUAAAAUCUUUUAUUGAGCUAGUGUUUUCUACCUAGCUAACCUUGUUUAUCUCUGUGUGACCAUAAAUACCUUUACUAGUUUAUUUCAUAACAAAACUCACAUCUACAAUAAUAGAAGCAUCAAUAUUAAUGUUUAAUAUCUUUUUCUUUUAUAUUUAUAUAUAUAUUUCUUUUAUAUAUCUUUCCUUGGUAUCGUUGUAGCUAAAUAGCAGGCUGGAUGUAAAUAUAUAACAUGACAUGGUUUAUUAUGUAACCUUGGCAUAGAGAUAACAUGACACUAUAAGAGUUUAAAAAUAGAUAUCUUUUUAUUUCCAUAAACCAUGAGUCAUGCACCGUGUAAGGAAGAAAACACUCCGUGUCAUGCUGUUAUAGGACAAUAAUCAACGACUGGAUGGUGUGAUGAAGCUGAGUCACCGGUCCUACAUCGACGGUGGUUAUUUUCCAAUAACAGCAUUCCUCGUAUACUCCUCGGCAAAGAUUACGGACAUUGUGUCGUGCUUUUUUUAUCUGUUUAUAUUUACAUUUAACCCGUCUGCGUCAAUUUAAAAAAGUUACACGUGUGUCCAUAGAGGACAGAAAUGUCCGUGUCAAAAAAACUGUCAUAGAAAUAUUAUAGCUUAAUAUUUUUUUUCCACUUUCACCGACUUCGAUUUAAUUUUUUAAUUUUUUUUUUUACCAGCAUCAGUUCUGAUCAUAAUUACCAUUCAUUCAUUGUCAAAAAUUUAACCCGUUAUACACCGGUUUCUUUACAUAGUGCGAAAUUUUUGAAGCUCAGUAACCUUCUUGGACUCGUAUACAUGGGGAGGGAUUUGUGAUUUACAGUACAAUAUCAUUUCUUUCUUUCAGACUCUUCUCUCACACACACACACACAAUUAUAGCUGCAUCAGUUAUUCAGUUGGUCUGCGGCGCUCUAUAAUACAGCAGAAUCAGAAAAAAGAAAAGCAUGUAUUUUCCCCAGAGGCUAAACCUGAGAAAAUACGAGACAUUUCAGAAAAUGUUUAAAAUAAUGAAAUGUUUUUGUGUACCUGCUUUAAAAUAGAUUUACGAAAGCAAAUGAGGGUGAAAUAUUAAAAUGACAAUAAAAAUGCACACUUUCUUCCUCAGUCACGUGACGAUUUCUCCUCCGUCUGACGGUGACUGAGGUCAUGUGGGGAAUAAAAGGUAACGCUGACAGAAAGUAAACUGAAGAAAGUCAUUAUCGGUGACUCUGGGUGUUUGCUAAUGCUAGCUUGCGUAUGACGUCACGCGCCGUCGUGGCUUAUACUUCGGGUUAGUAAAAAAAAAAAAAAAAACCGCUAGUGAUGUAUUUGAGAUGAUAUUACCUUUCUAAAAUCCACACACUAGACGGUAGAGUACUCCGUGGACAGUGCGUCAUCUGGGACACAACUUUAGUAUUUACUCUCCGAAGCGUGUUUUCGGAACAGAAGUAACGUGGUGAGUAAAUCUCGCCCGUGCUGCGCACGGACCAACUAAUCCAUAAUGAGAUCCAUUGACAACGAUUUUCAUCAUCAAUUAUCCAAUUUAUCUAUUAGUUGUUGCAGGUCUACUCCUCUCAAUGUUAUACACACAUUUCAAAUAUCAUUGACUCCCUUCCAUACAGACAGCAGUACACUGUGACAGCAGUACACUAUGAGAGCAGUACACUAUGUCUGCAGUACACUAUGACUUCAUGAAAUUCUAAUUCAAAAUUCUUGAAGAUGUCUACCAGUCAGUGGUGAGGCUGCAUCAGUCUUUCAGUCUCCACGACAAAGAACAAACCUUCAACACAGACUUAUCCAGAAAAUCUGAAAGACUCGUGCAGUCCAACCAGGAGACGCCAAAUUGUAGUGGACAUUUUACAACACUCGCAGACUCGUCCUCUGAAGGUCAUUUUGGAUGCUGCAGCUCCAUGGGAAAAGUGUAGCCAUGUUCAGCUUCGAGGGAGAUUUCAAGCGGACGCCCAAAGUGUCCCUCGGAGGGGCGACUAAAAAGGAGGAAAAAGCGUCGCUUCUUCACCGGACUCAGGAGGAAAGACGCAAGCGAGAGGACGAGAGGAAAAGGCUGAAAAGCGCCAUCGUCAUCCAGUCUUACAUACGAGGCUUCCAGGAGAGAAAGCGACAACAUGGCAUUCAGCGAAGUCAUUUUGACCACUGUGUGUGUGAGAGUCAGUGUUCCUCCGGAUCCAUGCUCCCGGAUGCUGCGCCGCUCAGUCUGCUCAUCCAUAGGCUGCUAUUCUUCUACCGCUGCAGUGAGGACACACACCGGCUGAUCUGGCUGUGUCAGAGUGUAGUGAAGCACCAGGGCCAGUUUGUGAAGCUGCUGGCCGGACCUGAGAGAAGCACUUGCGUGUUCCAGAUCAAGAGGCUUCUCAGACACUGCUGCAGAAUCCUGCAGCUGUGUAAAAACGACGGCGUAAACGUGGCCAUCCCCAUGCGCAUGCUGGAGGUCUUUUGCUCGGAGAGGACCUACCUGCCCCCUCUACAGGACGCGGGCGCGGCCGCCGCGCUCACCGAGCAGGUUUUGUACUAUCUGGUUCAGAAAGGUUACUACAGGACUCUGUACAUGUUGGCCAAUCACAAGUUACCGUCCAGUCUGGAUUACAGCGACGCCCCCUCACUUCCCCUGGCGCGCAUGCUGCUGGAGCACAUACUCAAACCGCUGCACUUUACCUACAGCUCCUGUCCUGCGGGUGCCAGGCAGUUAGUGUUCUCAGCCUUUACAGAAGACUUCAUCUCUCCUCCUUUCACCGAGCAGAUGUUUCACUUCUUCGUGCCGGCGAUGGCGGACCCCGGACUCUGCUUCCCGUUUCACGAGUUCCUGUUCUCCCUGCAGGCCACCAUCUCCUCGUCAGACCGGCUCCAAAGCCACGCCCCCUGGCUCUUCUACUUCGUGCUGUUGCUCGGGGAAACAGGCCUCAGCUCUCUGUCAGAAGAAGGGCUGCUGUUGUAUUUGAGUUGUCUGCAGGCUCUGCUCCCUCUGUUUCCUGUGAGCGAGAGCUGCACCAGAGCCGACGUCAACAGCGACUCGGAGGACGAGGAUGAUGCCUCGACACACCCUUCUCCUGUACAGGAUGACACCAGGAUGUCGGUGAAGUUGAUCUCACAGCUGUGUGUGCAGAAGUUGGACUCGAAGCAGCAGACGAACGCUCUGCUGUCUCUGGUGUGGAGAGACUCGGCCAGCGAGGACGUCUUCACCAUGGUGGCGUCCAUCUGCCACACCCUCAUGGUGCAGCACCGCAUGAUGGUGCCCAAAGUCAGGCUCCUGUACAGUUUGGCCUUCAACGCUCGCUUCCUCCGACACCUGUGGCACUUGAUAACAUCCAUGAAGACCAAAAUGAUCACAGGGUCUCUGGUGCCGUUGCUGCAGUUGAUGUCUCGCGGCUCUCCCAUGUCUGCUGAGGACUCGAACAGGAUCAUCCCUCUCUUCUACUUGUUCAGCUCGUUGUUCAGCCACUCUCUCAUCUCCAUCCACGACACGGAGUUCUUCGGGGAAGCCAUGGAUGGUGAGAGGCAGGCGUCCAUGAUGCCGUUCUCUCUCCCGGAGUUGGUGACUCUGUCCCGGUGUUUGCGUGAUGCCUGUCUGGGGAUCAUCAAGCUGGCGCAUCCCGAGACUAAGAGCGGCCACAGCGAGGAAUACGCAGCCGCCUUCCGCAGCGUCGGAGUCAAACCCAGCAGCCAAGUGCAGCAGCAGCGCAUCCAGAACCAAAAGAAACGCUGGGUCCAGCUGUUCAAGGUGAUCACGAACCUGGUGAAGAUGUUGAAGGCGCGGGACAGCAGGAGGCCGUUCUGCCCAGGGGGUCACUGGCUGUCCAACGAUGUCCACAUCUGGGCUGAUAAGGUGACUCAGCUGUACGUGCCCUCUACUCGACUCAUGUGGAGGAGGGGGCUCAGGGGCAUAAUCGGACCACUCCGGUCCACGUUAAACGUUGACUUGGUGCCUCCGCCGCUGUCCGUUUCGGAGGAGAGACAACUGGCCAUCCUCACAGAGCUGCCCUUCGUCGUGCCCUUCGAGGAGAGAGUCAAGAUCUUCCAGAGGCUGAUCUACGCCGAUAAACGAGACGCACAGGAGGAUGGCCCUUUCCAUGACGGCAUCACCAUCACCAUCCGGAGAAACUACAUCUACGAGGACGCGUACGACAAACUGUCUCCGGAGAACGAGCCCAACCUGAAGAAGCGUAUCCGGGUGCACUUGCUGAACGCUCUCGGCCUGGACGAGGCCGGCAUCGACGGCGGAGGGAUUUUCCGCGAGUUCCUCAACGAGCUGCUCAAGUCGGGGUUCAACCCCAACCAGGGCUUCUUCAGGACCACCAACGAGGGUCUGCUGUACCCGAGCCCCACGGCCAAGAUGCUCAUGGGCGAGAGCUUCACGCGACACUACUACUUCCUGGGCCGGAUACUGGGCAAGGCUCUGUAUGAGAACAUGUUAGUGGAGCUGCCGUUUGCUAGUUUCUUCCUGUCCAAGCUGCUCGGGACCAGUGCUGACGUGGACAUUCAUCACCUGGCCUCGCUGGACCCCGAGAUGUACCGGAACCUUCUGUUCCUCAAGAGCUAUGAGGGAGACGUGGAGGAUCUGGGCCUGAACUUUACCAUCGUCAACAAUGACCUGGGAGAGGCUCAGGUGGUUGAGCUGAAGCCGGGGGGGAAGGACAUCCCGGUUACCACGGCGAACCGCAUCGCCUACAUCCAUUUAGUGGCCGAUUACCGCCUGAACAAACAGAUCCGAGCUCACUGCCUGGCGUUCAGACAGGGCCUGUCCAACCUGCUCAACCUCGAGUGGCUGCGCAUGUUUGACCAGCAGGAGAUUCAGGUUUUGAUCUCCGGCGCACAUAUACCUAUCUGUCUGGACGACCUGAAGGAAUUCACCCGUUACUCAGGAGGUUACUCGGAAACGCACCCGGUCAUCAAGAUCUUCUGGGAGGUGGUGGAGAACUUCAGCGACGAGGAGAAACGCAAGCUGCUCAAGUUCGUCACCAGCUGCUCACGUCCUCCUCUGCUGGGGUUUAAAGAGCUCCACCCUGCCUUCUGCAUCCAUAACGGGGGGAACGAUCUGGAGCGCCUCCCCACCGCCAGCACUUGCAUGAACCUCCUCAAGCUGCCCGAGUUCUGCGACCAGCACCUGAUGAGGAGCAAGCUGCUCUACGCCAUCGAGUCGUCCUCGGGCUUCGAACUCAGCUGAGAGCCAGGGGGACGGACCGAAACGGGGGGGCGGGCCGGUUCUUUAUUCACAAACGUGAGACGAAAGAGCAAAACAUUUGACAUGCUUGGACCCCGUUGCUGGGAAUGUGAUGAAGGACAACGGGGAGACGGUUUUUAAUUUUGAUCCUGGACACGGAUUAGUCAAAACAGCGUCGAAGGAAGCGACUGCACCGCUCGAGACGUCGUCAUUCAAAGCACUGCACAUCUCCGAAACAUUAAACACGCGAUGCAUAACUCACCAAAGAUUUUUGCUAGGUUAUUUUUGUAGUGCUGGUGCUGGACGUUUAAGAAGAGACGUAGGAGUGCUAACGAGAUGCUAGCCGCGUCUUUCCGAUGUGACCGAGGACGAUGUAGCUUCGCCAAUAAAUACAGAGGUUAUUCGUGCUAACGCGGAGAUUUUGCUUUGCUCUAAGAUCAGACCGCUGAGCACUUUAGCUAUAUAAAAUUAUUAGUAGUUCAGCAUUAGCAACAGUACGUCGUGAUUUUUAGCUUUGCUAAUAACGGGCUAUCACGGGUGACGCAGUAGCUACAGGGAAACUCCGCCUGUCUUUAUUCCCCCCCCCAUCCAGGAUUGCUAAUCGCUGUUUUAAAACGAGACUGCUAAGAUCUUGAAGAUCCACUCAGACGUGCGCUAUUAUCAGUGCAGCCACGUGCACAGUGUACAGUACGGUCGAUGUGAUUCAUCACAGAAGAACUAGCUGACUAACCACCUAGCAUGCUUGAUAACUGGUGUGCUAACUCUCUUCUUUGCUAGCUCACUAGCCUCUAAUUGGCUGGUUGAACACAGCUAGUCUGAUGUUUUUCUUUUCAACCUAAAUAUGUUGCGUUUUAUUUCUCCUUUCGCUCCUACCAUGCUUGCUAGCAUGCAGCGAGCUCAUUCAUUAGUUUGGUAAAUAGCUAGCGAACACUAUUUUUAAGUCGUCCUGUCGAUCGGUUCGGUGACUAGCCAAGUAAAACCCAAUCGGAGCUUGGCACAGCUCGCGUACAUGUUUAAGUAUUCCGUGUUCUUGCUCGUACAUUCCUAAAUAGCUUCACCCACCACUUCUGCUUGGUUUCAACGUCAGCUCGCAGUGCCUUCUGGGUAACUUUCUGCUCCUGGAUCCUUCCAGCUUUAAAGGGUUCAUCUAACCAUCUUUUCUUCAUCUUAUAAUGUGACGGGUGUUCAAGCAAAGCGGGAAAGUGGAUGUGAUGUUCAAAAAAAAAAAAAAAAAAAAAAAAGGGGGCGUGGCUUUGUUUUAGAAUUUCAUCGAGGAGGAAAACAUUUAGACCUUUUUUUUGUUUUGUUUUGUUUUGUUUUUGGUUGGAGUUUCUCUUGUCAUGAUGACCGAUGACGGUUUCAAGCACUAAUACUUGUGUGUUGUGAGUGUGUGUCCGUGCUCAGGGAUGGACAAAUCCGGAACCCAGGACCCAGUCGCGAGCAGGUUUAAUAGGUGUACUAGGACUUUUGAGAGCACCAUCAGCAGUGUCUUUUCUCCCGUCCCGCAGCCAGAGCGAAUAAAUAAACCUCCUAUCGACUUUCAAAAAAGCGGUUUUGAACUACACGCGCAUGUUUAAACAACCCAUUCACGUCAUGUUUUUAAUGGGUCGGGGUUCUACUCGUCACCUGCAGCACUCCACACACACAUCGAUCAAGGACGCGUCGCAGUCAUCGUCACGGUGACCAGAUGCUGACGAACCCGAGCGAAAUGCGGAACGAUUGACGGAUAAGGACAGGACGAGGAGGAUUCCUACACCGAGUCUUCCCCUGAACCAGGAAUUGAAAUAUGCGUGUCAUUCUUCAGCGGUAAUGCGUUUACAUAGACAACUCGCUUGUUAUACUUUUGAUUUUAAUUAAAUUUAAAAGGUUUCCGUGUGACGGGCGAGCGGGUGUGAUUUGUCUAUCCCUGGUGGAGGAUCGACUGACGGUGUGAAUUAAACGUUCUCACAGGUUAACGGUCAUGGGACAUUUUUAUGAAAGUUUCUAACGUUUGUGGAGUGAGUUAGUUAGUUAGUUAGUUAGUUAGUUAGUUAGUUAGUGAGUGUUUUUUUUUAUUUUUUUAUAUAUAUAAACGUGUGCACUUUUCUCUCUCAUGGUCACGGUCACGGUCAUUUCUGCCUCAGCAUGGCCGUGUUCAUUUCGUGCACUGAACAAGCAGCGCGUCCUCUUGACUCGUCGAGCGUCGGCACUGAACCUGACGCCUGUGCAAUAAUGUCCACGAUCGCAAGGCCGUGUCGGAAUCAGCAUCGCGAUCGCCGCUUUACGCUCUCUCUCUCUCUCCGGCUCCGGCUCGUGCCUGUUCGUUUUCUCCUUCCCCUUCUUCUUCUUUCAGUCGUUCAGAAUGAAUACGAGUGCGUGUCCUCCUCUCUUGCACAGUGUGUUGGAAAUGCUUCCUUUGGUCUCGUCUUUUUCACUCUGUACAGCAGGACGAUCUCGCAGCAUCCCUGUUCAUGAUUUAGAACAGAAACGACACAUCGAGUCCGCCCCGACUACAGUUCCAACCCGAGGUGAAAUCCGCAAUAAGGGCACGGGACGUCAGACUGCCUCCAUAUCCGCCGCUGUGAGACGUUUUUUUGUGCUGAAACGUUAACCUCCAGCGUGCCCUGAGCGCUCUCACAUAAUAAUGAUUAACACCGUGUUCUGAGCACAGAGAAAAAUAUCUAUGUAUCAGAGUGUAUGUAAAAAAAAUGAUUAAAUAUGUUUUGGGGGAUUUUAUUUGCAAUCGAGAUUUGAGAACUUUUUAUUACUGUGUGUGUGUGUGUGUGUGUGUGUGUGUGUGUGCACGUGUGUGGUUGGAGAACUGGUUUCCAAGUUUUAUGGCCUCUGACAUAUAAUUAAAGAAACAUCCAGUGAUGAAACACGGCGUGGGGCCGAUCUGUCCGCUGGACACAAAUUAAGCCUGUGUGUGCUUGUCAUAAAUCUAUUAGUGAAAGAAAGUGAGUGUGAGAUGAGAAAGCGAGGAUAUAUCUUUAUUCAUCCUUGGUUCGUCUCCAUACCCUUCUCCCUCUCUCUCUCUCUCUCUCUCUCUCUCUCUCUCUCUCUCUCUCUCUCUCUCUCUCUCUCAGGGUGAGCGAGGCUCUGAUGUGCGGUGCACAGAAAGGGCUAAUUGGGUCUUAAAAAGCCGACUUGUCCCGCUGCUAUGAGGGAUUGAUUUCAAUUAUGGCGUGAUUUAUUUGGGCCUGUUACCUUAUAAUGGAUUACAGCUCGCAAAGUUAAUGCUGCUGGCCAUGAAUCACGCCACACUCACGCAUGCACUGGGUAUUUCCAGGCGUCGUUACAGCUCUUGAGGUCAACUUAUUUAACACCAGAGUAUGAGUAUUAAAACAUUUAAUCCCAGACAAUUCAUUAAGGUUGACAGAUGGUCUCGAACGGGGUUUUGUUUUUUUCUUCUUUUUCGCUGGAGUAUUUUAUUUUUUAUUAUUCUACUUCUCCAAAGAGCUUCACUGCACGUAAACGCCGCGAAAAAAGAUGCUUUGCUCAUUGGUCACAUCCUCGAACGGUGUUCACGCAGAGAACUGAGGAGGGGAACAGAUGUGUAGGUAUGUUCUGAUGUUAAAGAAACUGGAGGGGAACGGGAAUCAAGACAUAGAGUAUUUGAUGAAAAAAGACUCCAACAACAUGCAGGUCAGAGCUGAUUAGCAAGGCCACGGCUAGGCAAAAGAAAUCAGACAACAAAUCCUGACAAAACAACAGUAAAUAAAUCCUGAGUAUACAUGACUAGUCUAUACACAGUAUAUACACAUACACAUUUGUAGCAUGUACGUACCUGCGGUUUUCUCUACGUCGGUAAGAUGCCAAUUUAACAUGAAAGACAAGUUCAUGGAGAAAGCAAAUGAUCAUGAAGACAACUGUAUACCAUAACACACCUAAAGCGUUCUCUCGCAUGUA